GCAGCUAAGCAAUGAACAUUCUAGUUUCUCAUGCUGGAGCUGGUUCUAGGUGGGGAGGAGAGGUGGUGGUGGUGGUGGUGGUGGUGGGUGGGGGUAGAAACAGCCGAGGACGUCCGCGAUUGGCUGCUGCGCAGGCGGCACGGCCAUUGGUUACUUUGCGCCCCCCUCCCCCACUCCGACAACGCAGUCACGCGCUUUCCAGGAACCCGUCAGGAAGAUAUCAACAAAACAAACGCGCGCCUGGCUGUCCCCUGAAGGCUCCGGUCACAUCCAGCCGGACAACACGCCCUACAUCUUCCGAGGCUUGAGGUUAAAAAAAAUUACCUUGGGAGAAACUUCAUUACAGUGAAUUUUGUGUACUAAAGUUGACACAUUUCUUCGUCACUUCAACUAUUUAGUAAAACUGGAAACGACUCGAACAAAACAACAGGAAAAUUUUCUCUUGGAUAAAGCAGAUGUGGGUGUGGGAAUGCCGCAGCCCAAUGUUAGCGGAAUGGAUCCUCCAUUUGGGGAUGCCUUUCGUAACCGCACAUUUUCGGAUCAGGCCUUAACCAGCACAGAUUUGUUGGGGAAUAACUCAGAUCCUGAUUUCAUAUAUGAACUGGAUAGAGAAAUGACUUGCACUCACAGCUCCAGAGAUGAUCCUGUGACUUUGGAAGACUGUAAAGAUAUGGACAUUUUAGAGCCUUUAAAUGAGCUACUAGAUUCAGAUCCUUCCUACACUUCAAACUGGGAGCAAUGGGACACAUGCUGGGAAGACUUAACAAAAUAUACCAAAUUAACUAGCUAUGAUAUUUGGGGAACCAAGGAAGUGGAUUUCCUUGGGCUAGACGAUUUUUCCAGUCCUUACCAAAAUGAAGAAGUCAUCAGCAGAACUCCUACCUUGGCCCAGCUUAAUUGUGAAGAUUCGCAACCUGUUUUAGAUUCAUUGUAUCAUCCCGAUUUACUAAAAAGUUUAAAUCAGAAUUCAUUAGCCUCUUCUCUGGCUGGUAAAAAACUUGCAGCAAAUAGGGCAACACCUCCAGUGUCAUCUGCCAGAAGUCCCUGUAUAGAUGCCUGCUUGCCUGAGACAACUCAAAAAAUAGCCAGAUCAAUUUCUUCAAAUGCAUCUCUGGACAGCAGCAACAAACUACAAACACUUAACAGCAAAACAAGUUCUGUUCACGUGGAUAACAAAGACUUUGUUAAGAAAGCCAAAGUCUGGAUUAAUCCCAUUUCAAUUGGUAAAUCAACCUUGGGUGCUACCCAAGUUACCCACAGCAACUUACCAGACAAUUCCUGUUGUAGUGAUAUUGGAGCAACACCCAGGAAACUGGAGAAAAAGAGUGCCGAAAGUCUAUACCCAAAUAAAAUACCCACAGUAUUCAAAGAAAGUAAUGACCUAUAUACUCCAACUGAAACAGCUGAAAUAUUAUCACCACCUGUUUCUGAUCACACCCAGAAAAAGGAAGAGCAUAAUUAUUCUUUGUUUGUUUCUGAUGGUGUGAAUGAACAGUCUCCUAGUAUUGAACAGGAGGCAGAAGACGAUGAUGAGGAUGAAGACGAUGAUGAGGACCAUGAUGAAGGAUUUGGUAGUGAGCAUGAGUACAGUGAUAAUGAGGAAGAUGAAGAUGAUGAAGAGGAGGAAGACAAGGAUGAUGAUGUCAGUGAUACCUUCUCUGAACCAGGAUAUGAAAAUGACACAGUCGAUGAUGUGAAAGACACAUUAACUGGCAUUUCCAGAAAAAGGAGCAAAAGAAGAUACUUCUGGGAGUACAGUGAACAACUGAUACCACCACCUAAACAAGAUCGAAUGUUAAAGCCUUCUGAAUGGGAUAGAGAUACAUUGCCCAGUAAUAUGUAUCAGAAAAAUGGUUUACAGCAUGGAAAAUAUUUAGUGAAGAAAUCUCGCAGAACGGAUGUUGAAGAUUUGACUCCAAAUCCAAGAAAAUUACUACAGAUUGGAAAUGAACUUAGAAAAUUAAACAAGGUGAUUAGUGAUCUGACACCUGUAAGUGAACUGCCAUUAACUGCCAGACCAAGAUCCAGAAAAGAGAAGAACAAACUAGCAUCCAGGGCUUGUCGCCUAAAGAAAAAGGCUCAAUAUGAAGCUAAUAAAGUUAAGCUGUGGGGUCUCAACACAGAAUAUGAUCACCUACUUUAUGUGAUUAAUUCAAUUAAACAGGAAAUAGUAAGUCGAGUACAGAGUCAGGGGGAAAAGGAAAGCAGCAGCAUGCUAGAAAAACUUGAAAAUCUCUUAAACAAAACACUUGGGACAAUGGUAGCUGGACAAACAUCUGACUUUGUCAACCAAGUGUUGGAAAAGACAGGAGAAGGGGACCCAACAGGUGGUCUUGAAGGUCUUCGAGUCCCUACAUCAAAAGUAUAACGUGCCAUCUUCUGUCAAAAGCAGCUUCAGCCUAUAAUUACAUGUCUGCCAUUUCUGUGAUAAAUGUUUGAUUCAUUAUAAAAAAAAGUGACAGUUUGUUAGUUGUGUUAGGCCUGCUUUAAAAUGAGAGAGGAAAACUCAUGUUGAUACAGAGUUCUGGAAAAAGGAAUGCUAUUAUAGAUAUGGUUAUAUGUGCUCAGGUACUAGAAGGUAAAUUUUACUUACCUGCUUUUGAAAUGACCUAGUGAUAUGUUCUAAUAUGUUGGUUGAAACUUAUGUUAAGUUUCAUGAGAAACAUGGAUGCAGUGGUUGAAUCAAGAAAUCAAAAAAAAAUUAUUUGCAGUUCCUUUUAGCGUUUAACAGCUGUUGCUGAUUUUUUUCCCAUUAACACCAUUACUAUAUAUUCUUUUUGUAUAUAUUCUUGUAUUAUUAAGUAUGCGUUAAAUAGCUCAUAGAGUAAAUUACAUGGCCUUUUCAGACAUUGCAUAAGUAUUUAAGUUUCAGAAAGGAGUAAUAUUCUUUGUGCCUUGUAUUUAAAAUGAAAGAAAAGAUGUAAGGUAAUGGAUGUACAGUGGGUAAAUUUUAUGGAUUUAAAAAGUAUUUGUUUAUUUUCACUCUUUGGCUGUUUAACCAUUAUGAAUGUAUAUAGGAAUAUUUCAACGAUGUAGAUAUAUGCCACAGAGUCUGUAUUGUAUAAAGAUGGUUAUUGAAACAAGGGUUUCGGUACUUUUCAGAAAUAUUUGCACACUAUUUUGUACCAAAGACAAAUGCAAUUAUUUGGCAUAAUGCCAGUGAAGUAAAGUUUUGCACAGCUUACACUGAUACAAAAUUGAAUGUAAUCAGGGUGGGGUUAGGGUUUUAUGAGAACUGUGAAAUACGUUGUGUGGGUCCAAAUAUCCACAGAAAGAGGAUGCAAGUACACUUUAUAAGAUUUUGAUCCUAUAAGCUUCUAGAAAAUCAGAUAUUGAGAGUUUAUGGGCUCGUAUCUUCUGCAGAUGUAGAUGCAUAGCGAAAGAAUGUAAUUUAUAAGUAGUUUUGUGUUAACAUUUCAGUGUAAUAUAGUGGCUUGCAGUUGUUACAUUAAAAAGAAAAAAAAGCAUGUAUGUGGUACACUCUUGAAACAAAGGCAAAUAACCAAAAUUUAAUUUUAACUAUUUGUACAAUUGUAUAAAUGUAUAUUGCCUACCUAUACUAAAAUUCCUCAGUUGCCACCUUUUGCAUUUAAUGUAGUAAUGUGCAUGUCAGAUUUCUAAAUGUUACUUGAUAGGAUGUAAAAAGUACUUCUAAAGCUAUAUAUUUUUGUAUUUUCAAUUAGGUAACCAAAAUAGAUAUUGUUAAAGGUAAGUAUAUGAAUACUGUUGAUCUUAUUUGGUCAUUGCUGUAGCUUUUCAGUUAGGACAUUACAAAAAGACCAAUUUGGUUUUCAGCUUUUAUUUUGUAUAGGCAUUAGUUGUAACUGGAUUGAAAAGUUAUGUCACUUUGGUAGGUCAUAGGUCCAAAAACAUCCUUCACAAGUGCUGAUAGCUGAGAGUUAUUGUCAGAUUUCAGAGUUUAGUGUUAACAUCCAUGCUAUGUACUACUGGCAGCCUGUUGAAGUGCAGUUUGAUUUUGAUUCUCAGUGUUUUUCUGUAAAUAAAGAAAGGUAGCUUUUCAUUGAUGAUAUUUUACUUCAUGGAUAUUAGAAUCGCACUUUGUCACCAUUGCAUUUGUAUUCUUGCCAUUUGCUGCUACUCCUGACCUGUAAGAAUGCUACAUCGAUACUUGAUUUAUACCUGUUAGUAAAAUGUAUAGUUACGCUUGGGCAACAAGAUGAAAGCAAGCUGUGCAGCUUUACAUUUUACCAGGGGACUCUGUGGCACUAAAAAGUCUAGAAAUGGUUGUAAUUUGAUGCCAGUAAUAUCUUGCUUCCUUUUUCAUGAAAUAUUUUAAUGUAUGCUAAUAUAUAAAAAUAACCUUAUAAAAAGAGAAAUGUAUAAUGUUCUAUUUGGAAUUUUUGAUAUAUUGAGCAUGUUCAGUGUUCUUGGAAUGAUUGGUUUAUCCUUGUUAUAAUUUUUGGAACAACAGAUCUGUAAAACUGUCUCCAGUCAGAAAGUACCCAGUAGGACUGAAUAACUAUUUUUAUGUUUAGAUUUAUUUAGUCCUAUUUUCAGACCUUACCUGUUUUCAAUACUCAAUUUUUCCUGGCACAAUUGCAAUAGUUUUACAAUGCAGAGCUGAGCUAGACUCUGCCACCCAAAACCAGCAGUUUGGAUAAAUCAAAUUGAUAACUUCUGUUGCUUUUAAUAUUUUAGUUCUGUACACUGGAAAAUACAAUCCUCAGUCAGAUUUUAAAUGUGUAGUGAAAGAGCCAUGUAUUCUAAAUUUCACAAAAAAGGUAAAAAGCUGGCGGCAAAGUCAGUGGAAAGUUCAAGAAGUUGCUAGAAAUGUUUAAGAAAUAGAAGCAGGAGUAGGUCAUUUAGCCCCUCAUGCCUGUUCUGCUCUUCUUUUACCUCAGUGCCAUUUUCCCGCACUAACCCAAAAUCCCUUGAUGCCCUUAAUAACCAAAAAUCUGUUGAUUUCUGACUUGAAUAUACUCGACCUCCACCACCCUUUUGGGUAGAGAACUCCAAAGAUUCACUAUCAUCUGGAUGAAAAUCAGUCCUAAAUGGCUGACCACUUUGCAUCUGUGACCCCUGCUUCUAGGCAUUUCAGCCAGGGGGAACAUUUUCCUAUUAGCCCUGAGAAUUUUGUAUGUUUCAGUGAGAUCACCUCUCAUUCUGCUGAACGUGAGAAUAUUGGCCCAGUCUAUUGUAAGUAUAUACCUGCUUAGGGAGACCAGAUCUGUACACAAUAUUCUGGGUGCAGUUUCACCCAGGCCCCGCAUAAUUACAUUAAGACAUGUUUAUGCUGUAAAAUUCUUUGGGGAUAAAUGCUGAAAUACUCUUUGCCUUCCUAACUUCAUGCUGCAUCUGCACAUUAACUUGCAGUGAUUUGUGUACAAGCACACCCAGGUCCCUCUGAACACCAGCUCCUUAAAUCUCUCAUCAAAAAAGUAUUCUGCCUUUCUAUUUUCUCUACCAAAGUGAAUGACCUCAUAUUUGUACAGUUCUUAUUCCAUUUGCCAUGUACUUUCCCAUUUGAACAUGUGCACAUCUUAUUGAAAGCCCUUUCAACCUAAACUGCUACCCCGUUUAGAGUCAUCAGCAAACUUGAAUAUAUGACACACAGUCCUCAUCCAAAUUGUAAAUGUAGAUUGUGAAUAGCUGGGGCACCAGCGCUGUUCCCUGCAGCAUCCCACUGGUCAUGGCCUCCUAACCUGAAAGUAACUUAUUUAUUCCUACCCUGUUUCUGUCAGUUAACCAAUCCUCAGGCCCAAAUGAUUUAAUUUUGGUUAAUACCCCAUUGUAGCAUCUUGUCAAAGUCCUGAAAGUCCAAAUAGGCCGCAUCACCAGUUUUCCCUUACUUAUUCUAUGCAUUACAGCUUUUUAAAAAAAACUCAACAGAUUUGUCAGAUAUGAUUUGCCUUUACGCCUUAACAAAAUGGAUCCUCAAAUGCAAACUGUUGCCAUGUACAAUUUUAGACCGUGUUCACAGAAGUGUUGGAAUUUUGAUGUUGGAAACUACUGAUGAUAGUUGAGGUGUUGAAUUGUAUUAAGUUAUAAUAGUGAAUAAGUUAAUAACUGACAAUAUGACUCCACUUUGUGAACAGUGCUUCUUCAUGAAAUUAGUUGUGGAUAAUCCAAAUUAUCAGUACUCUGAUCCUGUUUGAUUACAUCCAAUGUUACGAAUUAAUGUUUUCAAAAUUUCACAAUUAAUGGUAAAUUUUAUUAAGAAUGAUAAUAUUACAGAUCACUAUAUUUAGAUUUUACUACAUUUCUUAUGUGUAUUGUAAAUUUGAAGCACAUAAGACCCAAAGAAUGCAAAAUACUUAGAAUGAGUAUUUUGAACGUACAACCAUUUUAUUUGCACAAUGUCAAGUGAUUAAUUAGAUCAUUCCCCUAAAUCAGUUAUAAUUCUGGUUUUAUUUCCGAAAGAACACCUUUUUAUCUUUUCAAAGAAAUUCUCACCCAAUUCAUUUUAUUAAAAUAUUCUAACAACUUGUAUAGUAAUUUUAAGAAAAUCUGUGCUCAAAUGUAAACAUUUUGCCAGAUGUACAAGUUUGUUAAAUAUUUAUUGACGUGGUUAUGGCAACUUUAUUAUAUGUUUUAUAUACCUUUUGAAAUGAAGUUCUUCCAUGAAUUCACCAGACAACUAUACCUUUGCUCAAAGUUGACAGGUCUGUUGUUUCCAAUAUAAAGAUACCUACUUUUAAGAGAAAAAUGUGUUUGAUACACAAUAUAUAUUUAGUAGUGGCACAAUAGAUUAUAAGUUUGAAAUCCUGAACAUCUAUGCAGUUGUCUUCCAUCCACGCGUUGUGAAAUACGUGUUCACUUUACAAUGCAUUUUGAACUUCUGUCUGCUUUCUUUAAAUUCUAUCUAUAAUUCAUCUUGAGUAAAGACAAUUAAAAUUAACUGCUGGCUAA
Molecule: messenger RNA, 6870 nt
Organism: Pristis pectinata (smalltooth sawfish)
Lineage: Eukaryota; Metazoa; Chordata; Chondrichthyes; Rhinopristiformes; Pristidae
Gene: crebrf
Product: creb3 regulatory factor
Exons: 9
Coding region: 470-2368 (632 amino acids)
Biological process (GO): regulation of transcription by RNA polymerase II; response to unfolded protein
Cellular component (GO): nucleus
Molecular function (GO): RNA polymerase II transcription regulatory region sequence-specific DNA binding; DNA-binding transcription factor activity, RNA polymerase II-specific
Source: RefSeq, a predicted model, not a curated record